Necator americanus (New World hookworm) is the source of this 552-nucleotide messenger RNA. RefSeq lists its product as uncharacterized. The record is from RefSeq and is a predicted model, not a curated record. The transcript has 3 exons. Bases 1 to 552 code for a protein of 183 amino acids. NCBI's taxonomy places the organism in Eukaryota, Metazoa, Nematoda, Chromadorea, Rhabditida, Ancylostomatidae.
AUGGGCGAUGAAUAUGAACAACUUGGACCAGGCCCACUUGAUUUACCACCACCUCCAGGUGGACCACCACCUCCACCGCCAGCGUUUGCUCCACCACCCCCAUCGCCAGCGUUUGCUCCACCACCACCACCACCGCAAGGUGGUUUUUCAAAUCCUAUUUUUGGUCAUUCUGAAUCUGAGAAGAAGAAGGGAAAGAAGAUUGAUGAAAGAAGGGAGGGAUGGAAAGAAGAGUCGAGAGGUGGAAGGAAAGCGGACAAGAAAUCUAGCUCUAGCAGCAAUGCGAGUCACUCAAAACCUUCCUCAGAGAAGAGAAAAAAAUACAAAAGGGGAGGAAAUCUAUCGGAGUCGGAAUAUCUUGCAGCACCGCAGAAAAAGGGUUUCUGUAGCAUACCAUGCUUUUGUUGCGUGACAUUCACUUUCAUCAUUACGGUAGCGGUAGUCUUCGCAGCAGUUGUUGCACUUCAUGUUGGUGGGGUUGUUGAUUGGAUACCAGCUAUAAAUGAGACUUACACUGAGUUUAUGCUUAGAAAAGAAGAAGAUAAUUCACAGUAA